Ipomoea nil (Japanese morning glory) is the source of this 744-nucleotide messenger RNA. RefSeq lists its product as uncharacterized. Lineage: Eukaryota; Viridiplantae; Streptophyta; Magnoliopsida; Solanales; Convolvulaceae. The transcript has 3 exons. The record is from RefSeq and is a predicted model, not a curated record. The coding region runs from base 1 to 744 and encodes 247 amino acids.
AUGAAUGACUUACUGAAUAGGUCUGGAAUGUUGGAUUGCAAGCCACUAGCCACACCAGCCUCUGUGACACAUGUUGUGUCUCCGUCAGAUGAACUGUUUGAUAAUCCGACUCAGUAUCGACGCAUAGUUGGGGCAUUGCAGUAUCUCACUAUCACGCGUCCUGAUCUUUCUUAUGCAGUUAACCGUCUUUGCCAGUUCAUGCAUUCACCGACCACGGAUCAGUGGGCUAUGGUAAACGUGUGUUACGACUCAGAUUGGGCCGGUUGUCCUGUUGACAGAAAGAGUACAAGUGGGUUUGCUGUUUUUCAAGGGUCUAACCUUGUCUCCUGGCUCUCUCGGAAACAACGCACGGUAGCCCGCUCCUCUACUGAAGCCGAGUACAAAGCCCUAGCAGAUGUUGCAGCUGAAGUCAUGUGGGUUGUGUCUCUACUUUGUGAGCUAGGAUUACACUCUAGACAGCCCUCCACUUUAUGGUGUGAUAACUUGGGUGCCACGUAUCUCUGUGCGAAUCCAGUGUUCCAUGCCAGGACGAAACAUGUGGAGAUUGAUUACCACUUUGUGCGUGACAAAGUUGCUUCAGGGGAUUUUUUGGUUAACUUUGUUUCUACGAAAGAUCAGAUAGCAGAUAUCCUCACCAAACCUAUACCGGGGCCGCGGUUCACUCUUUUACGGGACAAGCUCAAUGAAUUAGACGGCAAAGAGAGUUUCAAGAGAGAUGUUAGUGAGCUCUACAACAAAGCAUGA